AUGGAGGUAGACAUACCUGACGAUCCUGACGACCUAGACCAAGUGAUGAUGAAGGCCAUGGGGUUCUCAUCCUUCAAGAGCACGCAAAACACUAAAGUCCCUGGGAACAACGUCUCCGGUGUUCGAAAAGAGAAGAAGACACAGUACAGACAGUACAUGAACCGUGUGGGAGGAUUCAACAAGCCGCUGAGUCCAACUCGAUAA
This is a messenger RNA of Trichophyton benhamiae CBS 112371, 204 nucleotides long. RefSeq lists its product as uncharacterized. Lineage: Eukaryota; Fungi; Ascomycota; Eurotiomycetes; Onygenales; Arthrodermataceae. Gene Ontology annotation, biological process: RNA splicing. The coding region runs from base 1 to 204 and encodes 67 amino acids. The transcript has a single exon. Gene Ontology annotation, cellular component: precatalytic spliceosome. The record is from RefSeq and is a predicted model, not a curated record.